UUUCAUCCUUAACUCUUCUCUCUCGCUGCAUGAAAGAAAUUCCCUCCUCGCUCACAAUCACAAUGAUGUGAUGCAGUUGCCGAUUCGAUCAUUCCCGUUGUAACUAACUUUACUUUCCCUCCAAACCGUUUAUUUCUAACAAACUCACCGUUCGGGUCGGGUCGCGUCGCAAUGUUGGAUCUCAACCUCAACGCCUCCUCCGACUACACCAACACUCCUCCGCUCUCCGCCACUCCAAUGGAGAGCUCCGGCAGCCUCAAUUCCUCCGUCGUCAAUGCCGCCGACACCGAAGAUUCCUGCUCUUACGGCGACGGCGCCGUCGCUUACAACUUCGCCAUCCUCAACAGCAACACCGCUGCUGCUGAUGACGCCGCCGUUCGGACCAUUCAGCUUUUUCCGGCGUCCGACUCGGGAAUCUCGCCAGGAUGGUUGGAUUUCUCGUCGUCGAAGGAGGUGGAUCAUCACGGUGCUCCGCCGGAGCAGGUGAUUACUCCCCGGCAACCGCAGGUGAAGAAGAGCCGUCGUGGACCAAGGUCGCGAAGCUCGCAGUAUCGCGGUGUUACUUUCUACCGGAGAACGGGAAGAUGGGAAUCGCAUAUUUGGGAUUGUGGGAAACAAGUGUACUUGGGUGGAUUUGAUACAGCGCAUGCUGCAGCAAGGGCUUAUGAUCGAGCUGCUAUCAAGUUCCGUGGCGUUGAUGCGGAUAUCAAUUUCAACGUUAGCGAUUAUGAUGAAGAUAUAAAGCAGAUGAGUAACUUCACAAAGGAGGAGUUUGUGCAUAUUCUGCGUCGACAGAGCACUGGCUUUUCGAGAGGAAGCUCCAAAUACAGGGGAGUUACUCUGCAUAAAUGCGGGCGGUGGGAAGCUCGUAUGGGCCAGUUUCUUGGGAAAAAGUAUAUAUAUCUUGGGCUAUUCGACAGCGAACUAGAGGCUGCAAGAGCGUAUGAUAGGGCUGCUAUAAAAUGCAAUGGAAGGGAAGCUGUUACGAACUUCGAGCCCAGCUUAUAUGAAGGGGAGGUGAUUUCUCAGUCUGAUAAUGAAGAUAACAGGCGAAGUCUUGAUCUUAACUUGGGAAUAGCUCCCCCUUCUUACUCUGAUGGUCAAAUCAAGAACACUCCCAAUAAUGGAAGUUGUUUGCCAGUUCAACGCAGCUGGGAUGAUAUCCCUCUUGAUAAGAGAAUUAUGUUUGAGCACUCCGGAUCGAGAUCGCUGAAUGUUCAGCCAUCUCAUGGCUACUCCAUAGCAUCUGAGCAUCAUCCUUCCGUCUGGAGUGGUACCAAUUUCUUUCCCGUCUAUGAGGAAAGAGCAACAGAGAAGAGGAUGGAAACUGCUCCUGUUCCAAAUUGGGCAUGGCAAGUCCAAGGUCCCUAUGGCGGGGCAGCUCUGACUCCACCGUUCUCUGCUGCAGCAUCAUCAGGAUUCCCUUCUACAAUGAUACCUUCAGCUGCGGAUAGUCAAAUUCAUUUUCCGAACGUGACGUUCCUCCACUCACAUUUUCCUCCAUCAAUCACUAACUCCACCACCAUAUCCCCUUUCUACUGCAGGAGCUGAAAGCAUAGCAAGGUAGAGCAAAGCUACAGUUGCAAAUCUUCUAGACUAUUUGUUUGAUCUGUGAUUUGACAAAGUAGUAGGACUACAAGUUGCAAUUGAAUUGCUUGAU
Abrus precatorius (Indian licorice) is the source of this 1660-nucleotide messenger RNA. RefSeq names its product floral homeotic protein APETALA 2-like. Lineage: Eukaryota; Viridiplantae; Streptophyta; Magnoliopsida; Fabales; Fabaceae. The transcript is spliced from 10 exons. Gene Ontology annotation, biological process: regulation of DNA-templated transcription. The record is from RefSeq and is a predicted model, not a curated record. The coding region runs from base 172 to 1551 and encodes 459 amino acids. Gene Ontology annotation, molecular function: DNA binding; DNA-binding transcription factor activity.